CUCAUUCUGUUCUCGGUUCUCAGCCAGGUUGCAUGGUUGAAGUUCUAUCAAAAUUUGAGAAGUCAACUCCCAGUUCAGAGAAGGAAGUAGUGAGCCAUCGCAAUGUCCUCAAUGCAGAUUCGAAACUGGAUUGAUCAACUGCGCGAUCUGGCCACUUCACCCGCCGCAGUCAUUGUGAUUUGUGGUGUAAUGGCUUAUGUGGCUUAUACCAAGACCAGACGCCGCCAUGUGACCUAUGACGAUGAGGAUUACAAGAUUGAAGGACACGAGAAUCAACCUAUUCCUUUGAAGGGACUAGAACUUACUCGAAAGCAGCUGGCUGAAUAUGUGCAAUCGGACGAUAAGACGUAUCUGGUGGCCCUAGACGAUGUGAUUUAUGAUGUUUCGAGUGGCGCUAAAGACUUUGGACCUGGAUGCAAGCAUGCCCUGCUCCCGGGAACCGAAACCUGGAUGCAAGCAUGCCCUGCUCCGGGAACCGAAAUAUCCGGUUAUGUGAUGAAAGAAUCGAAACAGAAGGGCCGUGAUUAUGAAACCGGUUUGAAUGAAUGGCGUAUGAUGCUGGAGGAUAUGUUCUAUCCCGCUGGGAAGCUUAUCAACGAUGCCAACACAACAAUGGACCCAAUACCCAGGGAAAUCGAUGAAAUCGAAGAUUCAGAUACAGUUUGCUGGAUGACGUUGAAGUGGGAAUAG
Molecule: messenger RNA, 690 nt
Organism: Drosophila serrata
Lineage: Eukaryota; Metazoa; Arthropoda; Insecta; Diptera; Drosophilidae
Source: RefSeq, a predicted model, not a curated record